Messenger RNA from Balaenoptera ricei (Rice's whale), 2605 nucleotides. It is a transcript of the gene TBCCD1, whose product is annotated as TBCC domain containing 1. Bases 471 to 2144 code for a protein of 557 amino acids. Gene Ontology annotation, cellular component: spindle pole centrosome. NCBI's taxonomy places the organism in Eukaryota, Metazoa, Chordata, Mammalia, Artiodactyla, Balaenopteridae. The transcript is spliced from 10 exons. Gene Ontology annotation, biological process: maintenance of Golgi location; maintenance of centrosome location. The record is from RefSeq and is a predicted model, not a curated record.
GGGAAGGAGGGAGGAGUCCGUCACGCUUCGGGCUCGGGCUGGGGAGGCCGCCUUCGCGCUCGCCAGGUCUUGGGUCCUCUACGGACUCUAUCAGCUGGGGCUUCUCGGUUCCCGAAGUGCGAUCGGGGCGCGCUCGGGCGGCCCACCCAGAGUCCCAUCCUGGACCGCGUCCUACCCCCAGAGAGCGGACGAGGUGGCGGCGAAGCCUCGAUUCUCCCAAAACUGGGUUCCUAAAAUACAUUUGUAAGUAACACAGUUCUCAAGUCAGACAGACUUGAAUUCUAAUCCAGGGCUCUGCCAACUCAAGUAUGUGACUUUGGCCUACACUUACCUGAGCAUUCUUCUCUGCCACCCUGUGCUAGUGCUUCAUAUUGAGCUCAUAUGAUCCGCUAACACGUCCAGAUCUUUAAUCGGUCAUCCUCUAUGUGUAUGCAAAGAAGCCUUUUCACACAGAUGUCCUUAGAGAUAAUAUGGAUCAGUCCGGAGUUCUCCUCUGGGUGAAAGCAGAACCCUUUAUAGUGGGCGCCUUGCAGGUCCCCCCUCCAUCCAAGUUCAGUCUUCACUAUCUCAGGAAGAUAUCCACCUAUGUGCGAACCCGGGCCACAGAGGGAGGUUACCCACGCCUGUCCUGGUCUACAUGGAGGCACAUUGCGUGCGGAAAGCUGCAGUUGGCUAAGGAUCUGGCAUGGCUUUACUUUGAAAUAUUUGAUAGUCUUGCAGUGAAGACACCGAAGGAGCGCCUGGAAUGGUCUGAGAUUCUGUCCAACUGCAUGUCUGAGGAUGAAGUCGAAAAGCAAAGAAAUCAGCUUUCAGUGGACACCCUACGGUUUCUGCUCUUCUUAUAUAUACAACAGUUAAACAAGGUCUCCCUGAGGACAUCUUUGAUUGGAGAAGAGUGGCCUAGUCCCAGACACAGAUCUCAGUCUCCUGACCUGACUGAAAAAUCCAGUUGUCAUAAUAAGAACUGGAAUGAUUACAGUCACCAAGCUUUUGUCUGUGAUCAUCUGUCAGAUCUCCUUGAACUGCUUGUAGAUCCAGAACAACUCACUGCAUCAUUUCAUUCGACCCAUAGUAGUCUAGUCUCUCGAGAAGCUGUUGUAGCACUCAGCUUUCUUAUUGAAGGUACAGUAAGUGGAGCCAGGAAGAUAUAUCCACUUUAUGAACUGGCACUGUGGCAACCACUGCAUGCAGAAAGUGGCUUCUCAAAGACCUCUAAGGCCUUUUCUUUCUACAAGCUGGAAGCCUGGUUGAGAGCCUGUUUAACUGGGAAUCCAUUUGGUACAUCUGCUUGCCUCAAGUCUGGGAAGAAAUUGGCUUGGGCUCACCAAGUUGAAGGGACGACCAAAAGAGCUAAGAUUGCUUGUAAUACUCACGUGGCCCCUAGGAUGCACCGCCUGGUGGUGAUGAGCCAGGUUUACAAGCAGACAUUGGCCAAGAGCUCAGAUACUCUGGUGGGGGCACAUGUAAAGAUUCAUCGUUGCAACGAGACUUUUGUAUAUCUGCUGUCUCCCUUACGAUCUGUGACAAUUGAGAAGUGCAGGAAUAGCACCUUCAUCCUGGGCCCUGUACAGACUGCUCUUCAUCUCCACAGUUGUGACAAUGUUAAAGUCAUUGCUGUUUGCCAUCGUCUGUCCAUCUCUUCUACAACAGGUUGCAUCUUUCACAUUCUGACGCCUACACGCCCACUUAUUCUGUCUGGGAACCAGAGAGUAACUUUUGCCCCCUUUCAUACCCAUUACCCAAUGCUGGAGGACCACAUGGCCAGGACUGGCCUUGCUACAGUGCCUAACUAUUGGGAUAAUCCCAUGAUUGUGUGCAGAGAGAACAGCAGCACAAGUGUCUUCCGACUCUUAGCACCGUGUGAAUUCUAUGUGUUUAUUAUUCCCUUUGAAAUGGAAGGGGACACAACAGAGAUACCUGGGGGUCUUCCAUCUGCAUAUCAGAAAGCACUGGGCCAAAGAGAGAAAAAGAUACAGACCUGGCAGAAAACUGUGAAGGAGGCUCGUUUGACAAAGGAUCAAAGGAAGCAGUUCCAGGUACUUGUGGAAAACAAGUUUUAUGAGUGGUUGAUUAAUACAGGACAUCGUCAGCAGCUGGACAGUCUUGUGCCCCCUGCAGCAGGCUCCAAACAAGCAGCAGGAUAAGACUUCCUCAUCAAAACACUGGGCCCUGGAAACAUGAAGAUGAAUGCAAGAUGGUGCACAUGUUGAAACUAAACUGGGAAGGUGCUCUUGCUGCUUAAGAGACUUUGGGGAUUUUUCUUCCUAUAGAAGACCUUUCCUUAAGUUUCCUUCCAAUGUCAUUUGCUACUGUUUACAUUGAAUUUUAGCUAAACUUCUAUUAUAUAAACAUAUAGUUUAUAGAACAUCAGAAGGCUCAUUUUGUGAUGCUAAAAUGAAAAAGUUGAUGAAGGCAUUGUAUAUAUGUUAAUAUUAAAGUGAUUGAGCAUAGGUUUUAUAGUUCUUUGUAACUAUUUAAAAGGAAAUUACUACUCCUUUUAGAAAAGAAUUGGAAUGAAAGUAUGAUUUUUGGAGUAUAAAUAUAGCAGGAAAGAUUUUAUACAAAGAUAUUUUAGUCCUUAAAGUAUGCAACAAUGAAAUUGUAU